This is a messenger RNA of Tinamus guttatus (white-throated tinamou), 2444 nucleotides long. Lineage: Eukaryota; Metazoa; Chordata; Aves; Tinamiformes; Tinamidae. The record is from RefSeq and is a predicted model, not a curated record.
AUGGAGCAUGGGGUCCAGCUUGAGGCCUUCAGGCUGUACCUGGCGCCCUUGUCCUGCCCAUGGCCCAGGGGAGCCUUCUCUGUGGUCCGCAGAUGUGUAAAGAAAAGUUCUUCACAGGAGUAUGCUGCAAAAAUCAUCAACACCAAAAAACUAUCAGCCAGAGAUCACCAGAAACUGGAACGUGAAGCUCGAAUCUGCCGGCUCUUAAAGCAUCCAAAUAUCGUGCGGCUCCAUGACAGUAUUUCAGAAGAAGGUUUCCAUUACCUCGUCUUUGAUCUGGUUACUGGUGGGGAGCUCUUUGAAGAUAUUGUUGCCAGAGAAUACUAUAGUGAAGCAGAUGCCAGCCACUGUAUUCAUCAGAUACUGGAGAGUGUGAAUCACAUUCACCAGCACGAUAUCGUGCACAGGGACUUGAAGCCUGAGAAUCUGCUACUGGCAAGUAAAUGUAAGGGUGCUGCUGUCAAACUGGCUGACUUCGGACUGGCCAUAGAAGUGCAGGGAGAACAGCAGGCCUGGUUUGGGUUUGCUGGCACUCCAGGCUACCUCUCCCCUGAAGUCUUAAGAAAAGAUCCGUAUGGAAAACCAGUGGAUAUAUGGGCAUGUGGAGUGAUUCUGUACAUAUUACUAGUGGGGUACCCUCCCUUUUGGGAUGAAGAUCAGCACAAGCUCUAUCAGCAGAUCAAAGCCGGAGCCUAUGACUUCCCGUCACCCGAGUGGGACACUGUGACUCCUGAAGCAAAGAAUUUAAUCAAUCAAAUGCUAACGAUAAACCCAGCAAAGCGCAUCACAGCUGACCAGGCUCUCAAACAUCCAUGGGUCUGCCAACGAUCCACUGUUGCUUCAAUGAUGCACAGGCAGGAGACUGUGGAAUGCUUGAGAAAGUUCAAUGCUAGAAGGAAGCUAAAGGGCGCAAUCCUCACAACAAUGCUUGUGUCUCGGAAUUUUUCAGGCCUCCCCACUGCUGGGGCUAAAAUUCGGGUCAAGUACCCAAUGCUUCUCAGCAGCUGCUUAGGAGAGGCAUCGUUGUGCCAGUCCAGCCAGUCUCCAGCUUGCUCUUUGCAGGAGAGGUUCAAGCAAAAGGGUGCAGCCUUCAUGGAUAGGUGUGUCCAGAAAAGGAAGUCGAGCUCCAGUGUGCAUUUGAUGCCACAGAGCAACAACAAAACCAGUAUAGUAAGCACUGCAAAAGAAACAUCCCCAGUGCAGACGUCCAUGGAGCCUCAAACAACUGUUGUCCAUAAUGCUACAGAUGGCAUAAAGGGAUCCACAGAGAGCUGUAACACCACUACCGAAGAUGAGGAUCUCAAAGCUCCCCCGCUCUCCACCGGGGACGGCAGCUCAGUGCUUGAAGGACGGAGGCACAGUGAGAGCAAAACACAGACUGAGUCCAUGCAGUCCCAGCUUUCUCUCUGUUUCUCAGCCACUACACAGUCUUGCGAAGAGAAGCUUCUUGCCUGGGACAGCCCAGGGCAGACAUUGGAGUUAGAGCGCGCUCGGUCGGAGCCUUUGCUCACUCCAGUAGUUCCCUUUGCCCUUAACAGCGCUCCGCUGCGUAAGCAAGAGAUCAUUAAGAUAACGGAGCAGCUGAUAGAAGCCAUCAACAAUGGAGACUUUGAGGCAUAUACGAAAAUCUGUGAUCCUGGUUUGACCUCAUUUGAACCUGAAGCACUGGGAAACCUCGUUGAGGGAAUGGAUUUCCACAAGUUUUACUUUGAGAACUUACUGUCAAAGAACAGCAAGCCAAUACACACGACCAUCCUGAACCCCCACGUGCACGUCAUCGGGGAGGACGCUGCCUGCAUCGCCUACAUCCGCCUGACGCAGUACAUCGACGGCCAGGGCCGGCCCCGCACCACGCAGUCGGAGGAGACCCGCGUGUGGCACCGCCGCGAUGGCAAGUGGCUGAACGUCCACUAUCACUGCUCUGGAGCGCCCGCAGCGCCUCUCCAGUGAGGAUCCAGCACGGCAACUUGUGGAGAUACUCAGCUGGAGGGCAAUAUCUUCUUAGCAAGCAGCUCUGGAGUGCCUGAGUGACAGCAAAUGGUCAUGUCUGUUUUGACGUUAAAAAAAUAAGUAAAUAAAUACAAAUUACAAACAGGCAGCAGCCAAAUGCACGAAACCCUGCAUGCAUCUGAUGCUCCGGGCGCUGCCUUUCUGUUGUUUUCCAUGGAUCCAUCGUGUCUGUUUCUGCUGUACGAAGGUGUUUUUAAAUCUUAAAAAAAAAAAGAAAAAGAAAAAAAAAGAAAAAAAAGACAUGUUGUUUGUAUAAAAUAACAAAAACAGGAGUAAUGCUAAAUAAACGACAGAUUAUUCAACACGCUCCCCUCUCCCAGGGCUAAGAAAAUGGCAGCAGCUGGAACAUCUUGCAGAAAUGAAGUGAAGGGGAAGGCAAAAGUGAAGGAGAGAGAAAGAGAGAGAAGGAGAGCAAGAAGGAGGCGGCUUGAGCA